Molecule: messenger RNA, 2014 nt
Organism: Coccinella septempunctata (seven-spotted ladybird)
Lineage: Eukaryota; Metazoa; Arthropoda; Insecta; Coleoptera; Coccinellidae
Gene: Erk7
Product: mitogen-activated protein kinase 15
Exons: 5
Coding region: 368-1891 (507 amino acids)
Biological process (GO): protein phosphorylation; intracellular signal transduction
Cellular component (GO): nucleus; cytoplasm
Molecular function (GO): ATP binding; MAP kinase activity
Source: RefSeq, a predicted model, not a curated record
AGAAAUGUUCUCGAUAAACAAAAACAUAAUACCGGGUGAAUUCGCCCUUCUAAUGACCAAACAAACGAUGUUUUUUCUACUACAAAUCAAUGCAUGGUAACGCGGAAGGAAUCAGCCCUCGACAAUCACACUGUUUGAGUUCGUGAACGGGAAUGAGGGACAAAAUUUUAAAAUUAAGAACCGAGUAAGUAGGUGAAGAAUGCAGUAGACGACAAUGAACUAAAAAGAACUAGAUCAAGGAUAUCCUAUGAUCAUUAAGGACAGUUUAUUUGUCACAGUGACACCCUAUCGAUUCUUGAAAAUAUGUAUUUUCAAUGUAGAUAAGAAGUUUACCCCUCAUCUGUAAUUUUAUAACAACUUUCUCAAAAUGCCACAAGGAAAAGAGAGCAUGAAAGAUUGUGACAAAAUGUCAGAAAUAGAUGACCACAUUUCGAGAGUUUAUGAGAUUCAGAAGGGUCUCGGAAAGGGGGCCUACGGAAUAGUAUGGAAGGCAAAGAACAGGAAGACGAAGGAAAUAGUCGCUGUGAAAAAAAUCUUUGAUGCUUUCAGGAAUCAGACUGAUGCCCAGCGCACUUUCAGGGAAAUAAUUUUUUUGAGGACUUUUAGGGGACAUCCCAACAUUAUAGAUUUACAUAGCAUACAUAGAGCUGCCAAUGAUCGGGACAUAUAUUUGGGUUUUGAAUAUAUGGAAACCGACUUGCAUAAUAUAAUCAAAAAGGGAAACAUUUUGAAGGAUAUUCACAAGAAGUACAUAAUGUAUCAGCUGUUGAAAGCCAUCAAAUACAUUCAUUCCGGCAACGUUAUUCAUCGAGAUUUGAAACCGAGUAAUAUUCUGCUGGACAGUUCUUGCAGAUGUAAGAUUGCCGAUUUUGGGUUGGCUCGAUCAAUCACACAUAACGGUGAUGGGCAUAUGGGUGGCGCUGGAGAUCCAACACUGACUGACUACGUGGCGACUAGGUGGUAUAGGGCACCUGAAAUACUCAUUGCUAACAGAAGAUAUACGAAGGGUAUCGACAUGUGGAGUUUGGGAUGUAUCCUUGCGGAAAUUCUAGCUGGAAAACCAAUAUUUCCUGGUACCUCAACGGUGAAUCAAGUGGAAAAAAUUAUGGCGAUCAUUCCUACCCCAUCACAGAGAGACAUCAACGCUGUGUGCAUCUCAGGUGUGGGUUCAUCAAUGAUCAAAAACGCAUCCUCUGUCCAAAAAACACCCUUAGAAACCAUAGUGGGACCAAACGUCGAUCCUAACGCACUGGACCUCGUAUCGCAACUUCUAGUUUUCAACCCACACAACCGCCUGACUGCCAGAGAAGCCCUAGAACACCCUUAUUUGGCCAAAUUCCACGACCCCUCUGAGGAAAUAUCCAUGAAGUCCAAUGCAGUGAUCCCUUUCAAUGACGACGUAAGGUUGUCUGUUGAUGACUACAGGAAUAAACUGUAUGAACUCAUGUCGUCUCCGAGACAGAAAAAUAUAAAAGUUUCCCGCCUAACGACACCACCAGCGCAUCGCAACGACGUCAAUUAUAGGUUGGCAAAGAGUACAGAAAGGUAUCUGAAAGGGUAUCUUUACAAGGAAGUGCACAAGUCGUACGUUUCGCAAUCUGAACCAAAGAUGUCUAAUUUUCCCAAAGAACCCAUCAUAGGAAAUAUAAGGUCAGAUUCUAAAGUUCUAACGAAGUGCAAUAUUAGUUUUCCAAGAGAACUAUCUAAGAUGCAGGCUGGAGGAGACUGCAACGCAAGGGUAAAACUUAAAUCGAGAAGUGAGCUGAUGAGCAAAAACAAGAAAGUAGACUCUACCAAACAUCUUUAUAAUGGAUUCAACAGUUACAACAGAAGCCAUGGUAUAAUAAGCCAAAGUGCUUUGAUGGAACUUAAGGCAGCUGGACUGAGAUAAUAAUUUUAUAUCUAUUGCUUGGAUUUUAUCUCUAUUUAGAUCACUUUUUGGUCCUAUAUAACUGAGUUUUACAUAUUUUUGCACUUGUGUAAGAUUUGCCAAUAAAACCGGUGGAGAAAAAAU